Paramuricea clavata is the source of this 1911-nucleotide messenger RNA. NCBI's taxonomy places the organism in Eukaryota, Metazoa, Cnidaria, Anthozoa, Malacalcyonacea, Plexauridae. The record is from the annotation of a GenBank genome assembly.
AUGCGAUUUCCCCCAGAAGGCGUACAUUACCUCGUCGAUGCUUAUAUCAACAAGUUUAAACUUGAAACAAUACCAUUUUACAACAUUGAUCCUCAGAAAAAUUGCUUCGUCAGCGUGGAAGGUGAAACUGCGAGAGUAUAUGGUAAGUAUGAAAGAUCACAAUUUAAUAUUCGUUGAAUCUAAAGAUUCUGUCACUAGUGGCGCCAUCAGGAUUUUUUUUUUUUGAGGGGGGGGAUGGAUUUCGCAACUUCAUAAUUUGAGUCACAAAUUAUUUUAGAAUUUAGGUCUGCGAAACAUUUUUGUUUUAAAAUUUAGGUCUCCAAAACAGUAAUUCCUGCAUUGUGGAGUACGGUGUCGGAUAUUGAUUUCAGAACACCUGCAGACAUAAUCACAUAGAGCUUUAUAGAUACGACAGGUAUAUAGAUACUGUCAAGGAACGCAACACUGUCUGAUGACAAUUUUCCUCCCCAAUUUUUCAUCGAAUUUGAACGAAACUAAAACUAUACAUGCAGCGCUCAGAAACACAUUGGGGAGAAGGUUGCCCUCCUCACCCCUCUUUGGCAGCGCAACUGCCUGUCACAUGAAUUUCACGUGAUAUAUAAUGAUUCGGUUGUCGCUUUGUGGAAUGGAAUAUUCCACCUCUCAUGCUCUCACCGAAUGAAAAUAUUUGUAUUUAAUAAAUCAAUUUUAUCGAGUUUUGGAUUGAAUUAAAUGCAAAACAAAUACGUAUACCUCGGUUACAUGCACAAACUUUAAAAAUAAUACCUUCAACAAAAAGUCCCAAAAUUAUUUUAAUGAAGAGUUAAAGGAGCCCUACAGUCAUUUUUUAGUCGAAAAGUUACCUUAAGUAGGGGACUCCACGGAGAUUCGUUUGGCUGUAUCUUACAUGCAGUAUCCAUGAGUAUGAGUACUUCCGCACACCGGACGACGCAUGCAUGCCGUGGUGCACAGGUCAAGUAGCGACAAUAACAAAAAAAUGUAAACAAUACUUAAGGUGAUUUUUCGACUAGAAAAUGACUGUAGGGCCCCUUUAACAAAAUAAUGGGGUUCAUUUAGCUCAACAAAUCGUAAAAAAUAAUAUUUUUACACAAGCUGUUUUGCUCAAUUAAUUCCAUUGGUCUAUUGGUCUAUAUUGCAUUUAAUUCCAAAUCGUGCAAUAUGUAGCAAAACGUAUGCAUAUUGUUAAAAAAUGUAAGAAUGGCAGUGCAGUAAAAUGUGGCAGUAAAAUGUGUUCUUUGCACUCUCAGUAAAAUGGGAAUUAGCCAAUUAAAGGCCAUAAUUUAAAAAGGUGUUAUCUGAGAUAGCAAUGGUGGAGUGACCGUGUGGUUGGUCAAUAUCGCAUGUGACAACGCUUGCAAAUGGCCUGCCUUCUACGAACAUUCACUUAUUAACUAAAUCUUUUUAUUAAAUGCUUUAACCGUUUUUUUUUUUAAUUUAGACUUUAUAAGCGACAACCAGACAGACAGAGCUAUAGCAAAAGCCAUGUGUGACAAAUUAUGGCCUGGAUGGGACAGAAGAAUCAUCAAGAAUGGUCUCAGGACAAAGUACAGAAUUGACCAUGUUGGUAAGUUCUGCAAUACACUAACAAUAUCGUUUUUUCUCGGAGACGCUUGUUACAUGCUUCCUUGGAUACUAAGAUCCGGUUAUCGCAAUCCAGUGACCAAAUGACCUAAUAAGUGCGUCUAAACAGGAAGCUAUUUAGGCUAAGGUUUUUGCAGUACCUCUCAGAAAUACCCUAACACUGCGGUUUCGGUUUUCUUACGGCUUUUCUGCGGUUUUUUAGGCGGUCCUUUGCGGUUGACCGUCCACGCGCAAGAGGCUGUAAGCGCGGUUAACCACAGUUUAUUGUCAUUCGGAUUAAUUGCAACAAUUUCGGCGAUCAAGCAAGUGAUACAAGGAAGAGAAAGAUAA